CAAAGAAGAGAGCCGUCAGCUGGUGACAGGACGGUGAAUUAGAGGAUGGCAACCAAACAGACACACGGCGCUUCAUAGCUGGAAGCCUCUUUCAACGUUAAAGCCUUUAUCGAUAAGUUUCGAAGGCCACAGGUGAAUUAAUGUACUUUCUCAAACAUACAUUAGUUUGUCGCGGUCUGCUCAGGACGUGCAAUGGACUUUAACGCGCACGGACCGCAAGGGACGUGUACAAUCGACAGAAGAUAAUCGACAUUUUGACGGCAUUGUCAUGAGGGACCGACUAGCCGAUUUGAAUGGGGGCAGACUGAGUGCCAGUGAAGAUGGGGGUGUCACUGUGUCCAUGGAGAGAGAUGGCUUCAUGCAGGAUUUUUUCAGAAAGGUGGAGGAGGUCAGAGGUGUCAUCAACAAAAUCUCCUCCCUAGUGAAUGAGGUGAAGAAAAAACAUAGUGUGAUUCUUUCGGCUCCAAACCCUGAUGAGAGGACAAAAGAAGAGCUAGAACAACUCACAGUGGAAAUCAAGAAACAUGCCAAUUUUGUCCGGACCAGCCUCAAAUCAAUGCAACAGAAUCUACCUUCAGAUGAACAGAUGAAUCAAGCCUCUGUGGAUGCACGCAUUCAGAAAACACAGCAUACUAACUUGUCGCGCAAGUUCGUGGAGGUCAUGACGCAGUAUAAUGAAGCCCAAAUGUCCUUCAGAGAGAAAAGCAAAAGCAGGAUUCAGAGACAGCUGGAGAUCACUGGAAGAUUAACAACUAAUGAGGAAUUGGAGGAGAUGCUGGAGACCGGAAACCCUUCUAUUUUCACCUCCGAUAUCAUCUCCGACUCUCAGAUAACUCGUCAGGCCCUUAACGAGAUCGAGUCCCGACAUAAAGACAUCUUGCAGCUGGAGUCUAGCAUCAAAGAGCUUCAUGACAUGUUUGUGGACAUGGCCAUGCUUGUUGAGACCCAGGGUGAGAUGAUUGACAACAUUGAAAAGAAUGUAAACAAUGCGGUAGAGUACGUCGGCCAAGCUAAAGUGGAGACCAAGAAAGCUGUGAGGUACCAGACACAGGCACGCAGGAAAUACAUUAUUCUUGCUCUUAUUGUUUUGGUGGUGCUCGCUGUGGUCACACUCAUUGUUGGCUUAUCUGUGGGUCUGUCUGUUAAAACCAAUACUAACUCCGCCUCCUCCAGCUCUAACGCAGCCAAUCCUUCCUAGGCAUGGUUUCCAAGAAAUUGCUCUAUGUUGCCAUUUGUGGAGUCGUGUGCAGCAUCGUUCUUCUCAUCGUCAUCCUCAUUGGAGUGUACACCGAUUAGUUACCUUCAGCUGAACUUGUAUCCCUUUAACAUCACUGUGCCUUUGGGGGGAGAAAAGUGGUUUUGACUGAAAUGUAAAAUAUCCUGCUGAAUACUGCUCUUCAGUUUAUUACUGGUGAAUUGUGUAGAAGGUGGCACUGAUCUAUUGUCGAAGACUUUCCUUUUUGACAUUGCUUUGCCGCUUCCCUACAGCAACCAGAGGUAAUUUUCCAUCUCUUUAUUAAUCUAAUGCAGGUGAAUAAAUUUUGCACGGUUGAAUAAUGUUUUGUAAUAAUACAAUAUGUAACAUUGGGUACCUCGUGCCUUGGGAGAUCCGACUGACACUGUGGAGUUAAAUAAAAUCCUGCACUUAAGUGCACUUAAGAUAUAUUUUAUUAACAAAAAAAGACGUUUGUAUUCAAGAGUCACAAGUUCAUUUCGGCUUUUACACGAUGGCUCCACACGAUAUGAUGUCCGAUCUGUGAACAAUGUUACAAAGCAUCAUUUAGUCACUCGUUUGACGUUGUUCCUUUUUUGUAUCUUGCGUAUGACUGUCUUUACAGGAAUGUAAACAUGCAGGCAGACGCUCACAAAGUGCAUUGUAAAAUAAAUGUGAGUUGCUUACCGCUCAAAA
Molecule: messenger RNA, 1909 nt
Organism: Puntigrus tetrazona (Sumatra barb)
Lineage: Eukaryota; Metazoa; Chordata; Actinopteri; Cypriniformes; Cyprinidae
Gene: stx2b
Product: syntaxin 2b
Exons: 11
Coding region: 269-1198 (309 amino acids)
Biological process (GO): synaptic vesicle fusion to presynaptic active zone membrane; exocytosis; intracellular protein transport
Cellular component (GO): plasma membrane; synaptic vesicle; presynaptic active zone membrane
Molecular function (GO): SNARE binding; SNAP receptor activity
Source: RefSeq, a predicted model, not a curated record